AUGGGGUGGCUGCGAGUUGAGGUGCCCUUGCGCUUCGGUCACGGUUUCCCGCCAUUCUGUGCGUCGACGGCGCAUGAGACCUAUCAGAAUGUGAUGUCGUGGCGCGAGACCCUUACUUUUCCCCCGGAGACACCCAUUUCCAAGGAAGCUCACGACUUAAUUACCUCGCUGUGUACUGAUGCAGAGUCGCGUCUCGGCUCCAAUGGAGGGCUGGAACAGUUCCGUAAGCACCCGUUCUUCGUCAAUGUGGAUUGGGAGAACAUCCGCGAGCGCCCAGCCGCAAUUCCCGUUCAGAUCAGAUCCAUUGAUGACACCAGUAACUUUGAUGAGUUUCCAGACGAAGAUCUCACUUGGCCAAACGUGACAGACCCGAAGAAGUCCUACAAGAAGGACUUGGCCUUCAUAAAUUACACAUACAAGGCGUUCGAUGGGUGUUCCAGCUGCGAUCGUCGGAUAGCGCGUCCCACAAGUCAUCAUCCGCAAAGACAUGUCCGCCCCUGCACAGCAGCGGCUGGAACUGCCCCCUCUGUGGGCUGA
Hydatigera taeniaeformis is the source of this 537-nucleotide messenger RNA. The record is from the annotation of a GenBank genome assembly. NCBI's taxonomy places the organism in Eukaryota, Metazoa, Platyhelminthes, Cestoda, Cyclophyllidea, Taeniidae.